Molecule: messenger RNA, 1830 nt
Organism: Dioscorea cayenensis subsp. rotundata (Guinea yam)
Lineage: Eukaryota; Viridiplantae; Streptophyta; Magnoliopsida; Dioscoreales; Dioscoreaceae
Molecular function (GO): acetylglucosaminyltransferase activity
Source: RefSeq, a predicted model, not a curated record
UGGCAACAGAGCAUGAAAAGCAUGUCACACUCUCCAAGCUCCAUCAAUCCUUUCCAAUCCCAACUCACCCUCCUCUGUGCCACUCUCUUUGAGUUUCAUUACCACCCCCCCAAAACAAGCACCUCCUCACGAUAACCUCUCUUAACCUCUCAUCCUCCUCUUCUCAUCCAUCAUCACCAACACCCCUUCAAACCCAUUAACAAUGAAACCACACAACAACAACAACAACAACAACAACACAAAGAACCUCAAAGACCAAACAGGCUUCUGGUCCACCAUGAAACCAACUUCUUCUUCUCCUCCUUCCUCCAGACCAUUUCUCCCCAGGUUCAUGAUCUAUCUCAUUAUCUCUCUUUCCCUCAUCUACUUCUCCUAUUCUUUCAACCUCCUCUUCUCCUCCUCCUGCCACCCUGACACCAACACCACCUUCAAUAAUGUCUCCCUCCUCCUCCUUGCUUCUCCUACCACCUCCCAACCACCUCCACCACCACCACCAUCACCACCUCCACCAUCACCAUCAUUAUCCUACACUCCCACAGGUCUCCAACACAUAGUCUUCGGCAUCGCUGCCUCAUCUCGUCUCUGGGACAAACGCAAAGAAUACAUCAAAAUCUGGUGGCGUCCUCACAUCAUGCGCGGCUACGUCUGGCUUGACAAACCAGUCAAAGAAUUCAAGUCUUCUUCUUCUUCUUCUUCUUCACUUCCUAUCCUCAAGAUCUCCUCUGACACCUCCUCCUUUCCUUAUACUCACAAACAAGGCAGCCGCGCCGCCCUCCGCCUCUCCCGCAUCGUCUCCGAGACUCUCCGUCUCAACCUCCCCAACGUCCGCUGGUUCGUCAUGGGCGAUGACGACACCGUCUUCUUCCCCGACAACCUCGUCCACGUCCUCUCCCACUACGACCACCGUCAACCCUACUACAUCGGUUCCCUCUCCGAGAGUCACCUUCAAAACAUCUACUUUUCUUACGGCAUGGCUUACGGCGGUGGCGGCUUCGCCAUUAGCCGCCCUCUAGCUGAGUCCAUUGCUCGAAUGCAGGACGGUUGUCUCCGCCGCUACCCUGCCCUUUACGGCAGCGACGAUCGGAUCCAAGCUUGCAUGGCCGAGCUCGGUGUCCCUCUAACUCGUCACCCUGGUUUUCACCAAUACGACGUCUACGGCGACCUUCUCGGCCUGCUCGCCGCUCACCCUGUAGCUCCCCUCAUCUCUCUUCACCACCUCGACGUCGUCCAACCCAUUUUCCCUUCCCUUCGCUCCCGCCCCGCCUCCGUCCGCCGCCUCUUCGACGGCCCCGUCAAACUCGACUCCGCCGGCGUAAUGCAGCAAUCCAUCUGCUACGAAAAAUCAAAGCGAUGGACUGUCUCCGUCUCUUGGGGCUUUGUCGUCCAGAUCGUCCGCGGUGUCAUCUCGCCGAGAGAGAUGGAAACUCCGGCGAGGACCUUCUUGAACUGGUAUCGCCGCGCUGAUUACACCGCCUACGCGUUCAACACCCGGCCGGUGGCGAGAAACCCUUGCCAGAAGCCGUUCAUAUACUACCUCUCGUCGUGGAGGUAUGACCGUGGCCGGCGCACCACCGUCACCACCUACUCCCGCCACCGCCAGUCUCAGCCGAAGUGCCGCUGGCACCUCCCCGAACCCUCCCACUUCGUCGAUCGCGUCGUCGUCACGAAGAAACCCGAUCCUUCUCUUUGGGACCGGGCUCCGAGAAGGAAUUGCUGUAGAGUAACGCCGGUGAAGGAUGGGAAACGGGGCAAAAAGGUCAUGAACGUUGAGGUCGGAGUUUGUAGGGAUGGAGAAAUUAGUGAGAUUUAGAGAUUAAUUUUUGUUAUUUU